Molecule: messenger RNA, 1077 nt
Organism: Triticum turgidum subsp. durum (durum wheat)
Lineage: Eukaryota; Viridiplantae; Streptophyta; Magnoliopsida; Poales; Poaceae
Source: the annotation of a GenBank genome assembly
AUGGACUCCGCCGCCGCCGUGACCAUGGACGUCAAGCAGGAGGAGCCCGAGAUGGUGGUGCUGGACGACGACGACGGCGACGCGGGCUGCUGCCUGGCGCCGACGCCGCUGGACCUGUCGGCGGCCGCGGCGGUGCCGCCGUUCCUGGCCAAGACGUUCGACAUGGUGGAGGACCCGGCGACGGACGCGGUGGUGUCGUGGGGCGCGGCGCGGAACAGCUUCGUGGUGUGGGAUCCCCACGCCUUCGCCGCCCGCCUCCUCCCGCUGCACUUCAAGCACGCCAACUUCUCCAGCUUCCUCCGGCAGCUCAACACCUACGGAUUCCGUAAGGUGAACCCGGACAGGUGGGAGUUCGCCAACACGGGCUUCCUCGGCGGGCAGCGCCACCUCCUCGCCGGCAUCCGUCGCCGCCGCGGCGCCGACACCGGCCGCCGUCCCGCUGCGGCAUUGUCGCCGUCGUCGUCGUGCGCGGAGGGCGCCGGCGGCUUCGGCCCAGUGGAGGGGGAGCUGGAGCGGCUGCGGCGGGACCGGGAGGCGCUGAAGCGGGAGCUGGCCGGGCUCAAGCGGCAGCAGGAGGAGGCGCGCGCGACGCUGCUCGACAUGGAGCGCCGCGUGGAGGGCACGGAGCGGCGGCAGGAGCAGUGCAAGGCCUUCCUCGCGCGCGCCGUCAGGAGCCCGGCCUUCCUGGCCAACCUGGCGCGCCGCAACGGCCUCAGCGCGGCGGCUCCGGCGUCCGUCAUCGACGGCAAGAAGAAGCGGCGGCUUCUCAACGCCAACUCUUCGCCGCCGCCCGCGGAGGACGGGUUCACAUUCGAGGAGCUGGCACUGGCGGCCGGCGUCGUCGAGGAAGCGGCCGCGCCGACCCGGAGCGGCGUCACGACGGACAUGAUCUGGUACGAGCUGCUCGAGGAGGGGCAGGCGGAGAUAGACGUGGAGGUGGAGGAGCUCGUGGCCGCCGCGGGGGACAUGGAGCCGUGGGAGUUCGGCGAGGAGGAGGAUCCGGAUGAUGGAGUCUGUGGGGAUGCAAGGUGUGGAAGGGAGCGACAGUCAGUACGCUCCGGAAGUUCAGAUGCCUAG